AUGGCGACACACACUCGCAACUCUGAGCCUGAAGGCAGACAUCGAGCCAACAGAAAGGAUGAUUAUAUCAGCUACUCGCCGCCAAAGUUUCGAGAUGAGCUCAUGCGAUAUAAACACAUCGCCUUUUUCAAACGGGUUCUUCAGGUCCUGCCAUCGCAGCAGCUUGAUACGCACAGAGUUUCUGUUGCAUUUUUUGCUGUAUCUGGGCUGGAUAUACUUGAAUCAUUGCAAGAAAUUGAAGUCAACAAAAACAACAUAAUCAACUGGAUUUACAGUCUACAAGUGCAGCCACAGGACAACGGAGACAACUAUUGUCAGUGUGGCUUCCGUGGGUGUCCCGUGUUGGGCCACUCUCAUGACAUCAACAAGGCAAGCAAACAAUUGAUUCCAAAUGACAGUAGCAACAUUGCCAUGACAUACACUGCUCUGGUGACCUUACUCAUAUUGGGAGAUAGUCUUUCUCGAGUUCACAAGAAGGCUGUGAUAGCUGGCAUUCGAAGCCUGCAACAAAAAGAUGGCAGUUUUGUUUCUGUGUUAGAGGGAAGUGAGAAUGACAUGAGAUUUGUUUACUGUGCGUGUUGCGUCUGCUUCAUCUUAGAUGACUGGAACGGGAUGGAUGUGGAGAAGACCAUUUCAUAUAUCGUCCAAAGUCUUUCAUACGAGGGUGCAUUCGGUCAGCGACCUUUUAACGAAGCUCAUGGUGGGUCGACGUUCUGUGCGGUUGCUUCCUUGGUACUACUAGACAGGCUGCACAGUGCCCUGACAGAGAGACAGUUGAAUCAUCUCAAGCGAUGGUUGCUGCGUAGACAAGAGUCUGGCUUCACAGGUCGCCCCAACAAACCAGCAGACACUUGCUAUUCUUUUUGGGUUGGGGCAACUUUACAGAUGUUGGGCAUCCUUGAUUUGUCAAAUGUGACUUUUAACCGUUCCUUUGUGUUGAGUACCCAGUCUCCAAUCACAGGUGGCUUCUCCAAGUACCCAGACCAUAUACCUGAUCCGCUGCACACGUACCUAGGGCUUGGCGGGCUGGCUCUGAUAGGAGAACCCGGUUUGGGUCCCAUUUUUCCUGCCUUGAACAUGUCACAGAGAGCAUACGACCAUUUGGCCAACCUUCAUCAGCAGUGGAAAGAAGGGCCUGAUCAUUGA
Molecule: messenger RNA, 1146 nt
Organism: Candidula unifasciata
Lineage: Eukaryota; Metazoa; Mollusca; Gastropoda; Stylommatophora; Geomitridae
Source: the annotation of a GenBank genome assembly